UUUUUCCUAUUGGAAGAUGUCAUUUGUUGACAAUCGCAUGUAAUCCAACCUAGCCUUGAACUGCUGAUCUUCCUAGUGCGAAGAGUUACUAUUUUUCUGGCUAAAAAUGUGCAGGGAGAAGGUAUGAGCAAUCCUAAGAGUGCCUUCAGAAAUUGCUGAUCAGUGGAGGACUUUUCAGAUUUACCCUUGGUGCGCUGGGCACCCUUCCUGUUAGGAGGCAUCACUAAUUGGGCUUUGUGUAAUGCCUUAUGCCAACACUAGCGACACUGACUAGAAGGAAGAGCAAGGAGUGCCUACUAAAUAAAAAUUCAGCUCUCGGGUGCAGAACGAGUUCUACUUAAAAGCAAACUUUGUCCAGCUACCCCUGUGUUUUGAGCUCGGCUUCCUCCCUACAGGAGCUGCUCCUGUCACUCAAGCCUCGCUGGCCAAUCAGGGUAUUUAAGCAGGCCGUCCAAUCAGGAUCUCCGGCAGGCGGUGAGGGGCGGGUUCUUUCUGGCUGCUGUGCUGUGGGUUCUCUGUGGCCGAGGGAGGUGCGAGUGUGCUGCGCUGUGUGAGCCGGUACCGGAGCUGUGGGAAGAGCGCGGGCGAGCUCGGAACCGCACCAUGGUACUGACCAGGCCUGAUCCUGCUUAGUUUCCAAGAUCAGGAGUUUUUGGCCUUCGAGGAUGUGGCAGUGAAGUUCAGCCAGGACGAAUGGAUAUUGCUGGGUCCUUCUCAGAAGAAGCUGUACAGAGAUGUGAUGCUGGAAACCUGCAGUAACCUUACUUCUCUAGGCAUCAGAUGGGAAGACUGGAGUGUUGGACAGCAGUGCGAACAUCCUUGGAGACAUCUAAGAAGUCACAUGGUAGAUACAAUCUGGGAGCAUAGAGAAGGUGGUUCAUUUGAAAUACAACGACGUCACAGUGGUGAAGAAUCCUGUAAGCCAUCUGGAAUGGCUGUCAUUUGCCCCUGUUCAUUUUCUAUGGAUGGAAGAAUCAACACCGACGAUAAAGGUUCUGAGUGUUUACAGUGCGGUAAAGCUCUGAGUUCUGGUUCCCAUCAAAGUCAUGAAAGAGUUCAUAGUGGCGAAAGCCCCUAUGAAUGUGAACAGUGUGGGGAGUCCUUCAGACAGCAAAGUUCAUUUCAUUUACACAAAUUAACUCAUACUGGAGGGAAACCCUAUGAAUGUAAACGGUGUGGGAAAACCUUCCGAUGUCACAAUUAUCUUCAGUUACAUGAAGUUUUUCAUAUCGAAGAAAACCCCUAUGAGUGUAAACAGUGUGGAAAAACCCUCUGUUCUCCCAGUUCUCUUCGAUUUCAUGAAAGGAUUCAUAAUGGAGAAAAACUUUAUGUAUGUAAACAGUGUGGUAAAGCUUUCAAAUGUCAAAGUUACCUUCGAAUGCACGAAAGAACUCACAGCGGUGAAAACUGUUACGAUUGUAAACAGUGCGGUAAAGCUUUCAGAAGUCACUGCUCCCUUAAAAGACAUACAGCAGCUCAUCCUGGGAAGAAACCUUAUGCAUGUAAACAGUGUGCUAAGUCCUUCACUUAUCCAUAUUUACUUCAGACACAUGAAAGAUUUCACACUGGAGCAAAACCAUAUAAAUGUAAGCUUUGCAGUAAAGCCUUUCUUUGUUCCCCCUUUCUUCAAAGACACAAAAGGACUCACAUGUGGGGAAAACCCUAUCAGUGUAAACAGUGUGGUAAGGCCUUUGAAAGUCAUAGUUCCCUUCGCUUGCAUGCCAGGGCUCAUACUGUAGAAAAACCUUAUAAAUGUAAGAUAUGUAGUAAAGUGUUUCUCUGUCCUUCUUUCCUUCAAAGACAUGAAAGAGCUCACAUUGAGGAAAAACCCUUUGAAUGUAAGCAAUGUAGUAAAGUCUUCAGAGAUUGGAAUACCUUCCAAAUACAUGCAAGAUCUCAUAUUGUAGAAAAGCCCUAUAAAUGUAAGAUAUGUAGUAAAGCCUUUUAUUAUGCCUCCUCCCUGGAAAGACAUGCAAAGAUUCAUACUGGAGGAAAACACUAUGCAUGUAAGUAUGCAUGUGAACAAUGUAGUCAGUCCUUCAUUUUUCCUUGUUUACUUGAGAGGCAUUUAAGAACUCACACAGAUGAAAAACCCUAUGAGUGUAAGCAGUGUGGUAAGACAUUUAGGAGUCUCACUUACGUUCACAUACAUAAAAGAACUCACACUAAAGAAAGACUGUAUCCAUGUAAACAGUGUGAUAAAAGCCUCAGUUGUCCCAGUGCCCUUCAGUUACAUGAACUAACUCAUAUUAGAGAAAAAUCCUAUGCAUUUCUGCAAGCUGAUAAAACCGCCAGGAAAUUCAGUUAUUUUCAAGUACAUGAAAAAACUCGUACUGAAGAAAAAGCUUAUGAAUGUAAGCAGUGUACAAGUCUCAGUUGUCCACGUUCCCUUCAGCUACAUGAAAGGAUCCAUACUGGAGAGAAGCCACAUGAAUGUAAACAAUAUGGCAAAACCUUCACAGCGCUCAGUAGUUUUCGAGUGCAUGAAAUACCUCACAAUCCUGAGAAACCUUCUGACUGCAAGCAGCAUGGUAAAGUGUUCAGUCUUAGUAAUAUACAUGAACGACAGAAAGCUGAAGGAAAUCUCUGCGAAUGUAAGCAGUGUGGCAAGUCCUUUGUUUCUCGGUAUUUACUCCAAAUGCAUGAAAGGGCUCAUUCUGCAGAGAAACGCUAUGAAUGUAAAGUAUGUGGCAAAUCCUUCAUUUAUCCCUCUUUUCUUCAAAGACAUGAAAGAACGCAUACUGGAGAAAAACCUUAUGAAUGUAAACAAUGUGGUAAGGCCUUCAGAGUUCAAAGCUCCCUUCGAUUACAUGAAAGAACUCAUUCUGAGGAAAAACCUUUUGAAUGCCAACACUGUGGUAAAGCCUUCUGGCGCUUCCCUUCUCUUCAAGUACAUGAAAGAAUCCAUACUGGAGAAAAACCCUUUGAGUGUAAACAAUGUGGCAAAACAUUUAGAUGCCACAGUUCCCUUCAAAGACAUGAAAGAACUCAUAGUCAUGAAAAACCGUAUGACUGUAAGCAGUGUGGUAAGACCUUUCGAUGUCACCGGUCUCUUCAGAGACACGAAAAGACUCAUGCUGGGGAAAAAGCUCCAUGAGUCUGAACAGCGCAAAGACUUGUGGACUUUCUAAUUUCCUUCUUGUGUUUGAAAGUAUUCCUGGAAAGAAAAUCCGGUAGUAUAAGACUAAUGAAAGAUUCAGGGGUUUUUGUUUGUUUGAUUUUUAAUCAUAGACCUCCUGGAUAAAAACCUAUCAGUAUAUGUGUUAACAUAUUCAGUUCUAGACUGAACAUGGCAGUGCCUGCCUUUAAUCCCAGUACUGGGGAGUCAGAGGCAGGCAGAUAGGAGUUCCAGGCUGGCCAGGGCUACAAAUGAACAAAAAGAUGUUCAUUUCCUUUUGAAAACGUGAACAUCUCUGCUGGAGUGCUUUAGGAAUAAAUGUAAUGUUAGAAUACUUAAUUUUUCAUAUUUCCUCUUGAAUACAUGGUAAUGAAAAUAGGGGUAGCUCUUGGAAGAAAGGAUUUUGGAUUGAAACUAGUUUGGAAAGUAAAGUUUGCAACAUUUUAACAGAGUCAUGAGGACUAUUGGAAGUAAAUUUUAAAUAUAUUGAAAUCCUGAUGCAAGUUAACCUGUCAUGUUCAGAUUUUUAUAACAUGAAUGUAAUGUUACAUAGGUUAUGCAUAUAUUGUGUUUACCAGGGAUUUUUAUUUAUUGAUGUUUCUAGAGGGGCUGGAUGGUGCAAGCCUGUAGUACUAGUUACUUAGGUCGCUGAUGGAGGAGAAUUGCAAGUUCAGGACUUGGCCAACCAAUUUAAGUACUGUUUUAUCAUCAAAAACUGAAGAGUACUUCAUAUGUUGUUCAUUGGGUAGAAUACUUGACGGACAUACAUGAAACUGAGUUCAGUCUCCAGUAUUCUUGUCAGAAGAAUGAGUUGCCAUUUCUUGUAGGCAUACAUUGAGGUAAAAAUUAAGUAUAGUCUUCCAGCAAUAGAGGUAGCUUGUAAUAUAUACACUAUUAGACAGUUCCAUAACUGAAGGUCAUUGUGUGUUCUUUUCCUGAUGUGAUAAAAUAUCCCAACAAAACAAGCUAGGAAGGGUUUCUUUUGGUUCAGAGGUUGAGCUGUGUCACAGCCUGACAUGGUACAGAAGUCACAGCAGGAAGGGCUUGUCGGAGCUUGUCACACUGUGUCUACAGUCGAGCAAAGAGUGAUGAAUACUCAUGACUUUCUAGUUUUCUCCCUCUUAUGCAAGUCUAGAACCCAAACCCAGGGAAUAGUGUCACCUUGAGGGUGCGUCUUCCUGUCUCAGGUUAAAUCCCUUACAGACAAGCCCAGAAGCUCAUCUCCCAGGUGAUUUUAGAUUUUCUCAAGAUGAUAAUAUCAACUGUCACAAAUAUAGUAUCGUCUGCCACACUCUACUCCAAACGCGCAGCAUAAUGUUUUACCGAUUUAGGAAAAACUGCAAAUAUUUGGUAUAAAUAUGUAAAAGGAUAGUAGCAUACGGAUAAUGGAGUCUUCAGGACUGGAUACUACUCUGCAUGUCUGUGAGCUCUAGUUUAGUGAAUGUGAAUGUUAAGGACUUUACUAUACAUUAAUAUUACAGCAAUUAACUUUAUAAACACUGUAGACUUAGAUUUUAUUAUGUAUAAAAGAUCAUUUUAUAGUGAAUUAGGUAAUAACUUUUUAACUUUGCAAAGUUAAAAAUUUUGAUACAUUUUUACUUUCUUAGUCACCAGUUUGCAAAUAAGAAAUUUGUAUACCUUUGGAUUACAUUGGGUUGAGAAGCUUGAUUUUUUUUAAAAAAAAAUUGCUUUCUACUUUACUGAAAUGUAUUUUAUAAAGAUUGUUUAGUGAAUUUUGGUUUGGGAUUAUCUAAUAGUUUCUGAAAUGGUCAUAAGUGUACCUUUGCCAUUUUGUACUAAUUUACGUGAAGGGCACUCAACAUUGAUGAUUCAACUCUGGAAAACAUUGAGUCUCUAAAUUUUGCAUUCUCAGAUAUAUAUAGUGUUUUUUUUUUCUUUUUUUUUUUUCUGAGGCAGGGUCUCACUGUGUAUCCCUGACUGGCUGGAACUCAGUAUGUAUAGCAGGCUGACCUUUAAUUCAAUGAUUCACCUGUUUCUGCCUCCUGAGUUUUCGGAUGAAAGGUGAGUGCCACGAUCAUGUAAGAUUUAAUACCUAAUUAAAAACAAGCGUCUCAUCUCAAUUAGUGUGAAAAUUGGUUUUUAUCUUUAAUAAAUGGUAAUGUUUAAUAAUAUUGGUUUUUAAAUAGAUUUCUUUUUUCAAAUGUUUUAAGAUACAAUUAUUUUGUAUCUCUGUGUAAAGAGAAGCAAUAUAGCCAGAAGGUGAUUCACAUACUGUGAAGAGCUGCCAAAUAAAAUUUGCUUCUGUUGACACCUGUAUAUUCUGCUUUGUUCUGUUUGUAGAUUAGAUUAUAGAAAGGAUUGGGUUAAGAUUAAAGAUUAGGGUUAGAUUUAGAGAAGUAGAAAUUAGGUUUCUGGUAAGGGUCAGGAUUUUUAUUGUUAUGGAUUAGUAUAAACCAUAGUGGUAGAGCCAGAGAUUGGGUACUAGGGUUAGAGGUUUAAGUUUUAGGUUUAGGUUUUUGCAUUACAGAUGAAUGUUUGGGAUAUGAUUAAGAUUAAUAUUAAGUGUGGUUGAACAUGAGGUGUAUCAUUAGGAUUUGUGAUGGUAUUAGAGUUAGGAUAUUGGUUGGGUUUAGUGUAAUGAUAGUGUUAGUAGUUGGUUUGAGUAGGAUUCAGGAUAGGAUUAGUGUUAGGAUUUGGGAUGUUACGUGUUAUAGUGUUAAGGUUGUCAACAGAAGUAGCAUUAGGGUAAGAAAUUGAGAUUAGGUUUAGGCUAUGGUUAAAGAUUAGUGUAAAGUGGCAAUGCUUUCUGUCUUCCAAACAGACCUGUCAUGGAUCAUAUAAAAAUGUCCCCUAUAGGCCCAUAGGUGGCACUAUUAAGAGGUCAAGAAAAUUUUCCACAGUCAAGCCCACAUGUCAAUCUAAUGGAGACAAUUUCUUAAUUGAGAUUUUUGCCUUUCCAGAUAUGUAUACGCUUGUUUCAAGUUAGCAAAAACUAUCCAGCCCAGCUAGUGUUAGAAUGUGGUCAUGAUUAGGGUUAGAGUUAUUAUCUUAGUUACUUUUACAUGGCUGUGAUAAACCUCAUUUCCAAGGCAAAUUAUAGAAUAAAAGCAUUUCAAAGUUUAGAAUCCAUGAUGGCAGAACAAAGAUGUGGUACAGGAACAGUUGAGAACUUACGUAUUGAUCCUCAAGUAGGUAGAGAGAGAUACACUGAGAAUAGCUAGAAUCUUUUGAAAUCUUAAAGCCCACCCACAAUGACAUAGCUCCUCCAACAAGGCCAUACCUAUUCUUAAAUGGCUGUACCAACUGGGACCAGUUAUCUAAUCAUAUGGUCCUAUUGGGGCCAUUCUCAUUUAAAAACCCCAUUAAUAUUCUAUGUCAUGUUAAGUCUGGAGUUAGGGUUCUGAUCAGAUGUUGACUAGAGUUGGGUUUAGGGACAGAGUUAUAGUUAUGACUUAGUAUGGUUGGACUUAGAGUUAGGAUGAGUUCUAUUGUUAGCCUUAGGGAUACACGAGAGUUACAUUUAUUUAGGGGUUACAUUAGGGUUAGAUUAGGGAAAGGGCUAAGAUCAGUGUAAUAACUAGGGAUAAAUGUGAGUUAGCUUUAGGACUGGGACUAGGUAUAUUAUUAGGGUAAGUGUUAGGGCAAGGAUUGUGGGUUAUAUAUAAAUAGGGUUAGGAUUGGGGUUUAGGUUUAGGCUAAUGCUAACAUCAUGUUAGUUUAGUACUAAGUUUAUGUGAUUUAGUUUCAACUUAAAGUCGGGGUUAGAUGUAGGGCUGGGCCUAGGACAGGGUUAAUGUUAGGGAUAGUAAAGGCUUAGAAUUAAGCCUUAGAGAGUGUUAGAAUUUGUUAAUACUGUUACAGUUGUGUUUAGAAAUGGGACUUGGGCUAGGAUUAAGGCUAGGCUAGGAUUACCCUUAUUGCUGUGACUAGAGUUGAAGUUUGUAUUAUGGGUAGUUUAUGACAAUGUGGUCUUGUGAUAUCAGGAAGCUCCAUUGUAUCUACUCUGCUGAACUGUGACACUGGAGUACUCAGUUGUGCAAGCACAAUGCUGUAUUAGGCCACCACAGUGCUACAUUGUGCCAGCACAGCUGUGUAAUUCAAUACAAUGCUCAUCAUCAUCAUCAAAAUACUCCAUUAGCUUAGAAGGCAUCGGCAACUCAUCAAAACAGUGUGUAUUCACAGUGCUCCAUUUUGCCAUCACAGUACUCUAUUGUGAUAUGAGAUUGUUCCAUCGUGUCACCGCAAUCUGGAAUUAUGAUUAUUACAUCUACUGGACCCUCAUAAUGCUCGAUUUUGAUAUCACCAUGCUGUGUUGUGACAAUACAAUAAAAUAGUAUGUCAGUA
Myodes glareolus (Bank vole) is the source of this 7423-nucleotide messenger RNA. RefSeq lists its product as uncharacterized. The record is from RefSeq and is a predicted model, not a curated record. NCBI's taxonomy places the organism in Eukaryota, Metazoa, Chordata, Mammalia, Rodentia, Cricetidae. Gene Ontology annotation, biological process: regulation of DNA-templated transcription. Gene Ontology annotation, molecular function: RNA polymerase II cis-regulatory region sequence-specific DNA binding; DNA-binding transcription factor activity, RNA polymerase II-specific.